Tachyglossus aculeatus (Australian echidna) is the source of this 3993-nucleotide messenger RNA. It is a transcript of the gene CARD11, whose product is annotated as caspase recruitment domain family member 11. The coding region runs from base 1 to 3453 and encodes 1150 amino acids. The transcript has 23 exons. Gene Ontology annotation, biological process: positive regulation of canonical NF-kappaB signal transduction; regulation of apoptotic process. Lineage: Eukaryota; Metazoa; Chordata; Mammalia; Monotremata; Tachyglossidae. Gene Ontology annotation, molecular function: protein binding. The record is from RefSeq and is a predicted model, not a curated record.
AUGGAAGGUGGUGAACCGGAGAUGGACGACUACAUGGAGACCCUCAAAGACGAGGAGGACGCCCUGUGGGAGAAUGUGGAGUGCAACCGGCACAUGCUGAGCCGCUACAUUAACCCGGCUAAGCUUACUCCCUACCUGCGGCAGUGCAAAGUUAUCGAUGAGCAGGAUGAAGAUGAGGUGCUCAGUGCUCCUAUGCUGCCCUCCAAGAUCAACCGAGCAGGCCGACUGCUGGACAUUCUCCAUACCAAGGGAGAAAGGGGCUAUGUGGUCUUCUUGGAGAGCUUGGAGUUUUACUACCCAGAACUGUACAAGCUGGUGACAGGGAAGGAGCCCACCCGGAGAUUCUCUACCAUUGUCGUGGAAGAGGGCCAUGAGGGCCUCACUCAUUUCUUAAUGAAUGAGGUUAUCAAGCUGCAGCAGCAGAUGAAGGCCAAAGAUGUGCAACGCUGUGAGCUCCUGGCCAAGUCCCGCCAACUGGAAGAUGAGAAGAAACAGCUGAUACUCACUCGGGUGGAGCUGCUGACCUUCCAGGAAAGGUAUUACAAGAUGAAGGAGGAGAGAGACAACUACAAUGAUGAAUUGAUCAAGGUGAAAGAUGACAACUACAACAUAGCCAUGCGAUAUGCCCAGCUGAGUGAGGAGAAGAACAUGGCAGUGAUGAGAAGUCGGGAUCUCCAAUUAGAGAUUGAUCAACUGAAGCAUCGGUUGAAUAAGAUGGAGGAGGAAUGCAAACUGGAGAGAAAUCAAUCAUUGAAGCUCAAGAAUGACAUAGAAAAUCGGCCCAAGAAGGAACAGGUUCUGGAACUGGAACGGGAGAAUGAGAUGCUGAAAACUAAAAUCCAGGAGUUACAGUCUAUAAUUCAGGCUGGGAAACGGAGUCUGCCAGAUUCAGACAAAGCUAUUUUGGAUAUCCUGGAACAUGACCGUAAAGAGGCAUUAGAGGAUCGACACGAACUAGUGACCAAGAUCUUUAACCUACAGGAGGAGAUCCGACAGGCAGAGGAGCUGAGAGACAAGUACCUGGAGGAGAAAGAAGACCUGGAGCUGAAGUGCUCAACGCUGGGGAAGGACUGUGAAAUGUAUAAGCACCGUAUGAAUACAGUAAUGAUCCAGUUGGAGGAGGUGGAGAAAGAGCGAGAUCAGGCAUUCCACUCCCGUGAUGAAGCGCAAACACAGUACUCACAGUGCCUCAUAGAGAAGGACAAGUACAGGAAGCAAAUCCGAGAGCUGGAGGAGAAGAAUGACGAGUUGCGGAUAGAGAUGGUCCGUAAGGAAGCCUGCAUCGUCAACCUGGAGAGCAAGGUCCGGAGACUUUCAAAAGACAGCGGUGGCCUUGACCAGAGUUUACCUAGGAAUCUGCCAGUAACCAUCAUUUCCCCAGCCUUUGGAGAUCCUCACCCUAAAAUCAAUGGUCAGGAGGCAGACGACUCAUCAACUUCUGAGGAGUCCCCAGAAGACAACAGAUAUUUCCUGCCCUCUUAUCCUCCCAAAAGGAGGAUGAAUAUCAAAGGCAUCCAGCUCCAGAGAGCUAAAUCCCCUGUCAGCCUGAAGAUAGCAUCAGAUUUUCAAGUCAGGGGACAUGAAGAAGAUGGAGUGGAAACCAGCAUCAAUUCUUCCAAUCCUCUUUCCAUCAAAAACUCUUUCAACAAAAUGCAACCACUUAGGCAUCGCAACAGCAUCAUGUCCAUUACUGCGGAGCCUCCAGGAAAUGACUCCAUUGUCAGACGCUGUAAGGAAGAUGCUCCUCAUCGUAGCACAGUUGAAGAGGACAAUGACAGCCUGGGCGAUAUAGAUGAUGACAGCCAUGACCGGUAUUCCUACGGGCCGCCGUCUGUGCACUCCUCCUCCUCCUCCCACCAGUCUGAGAGCCUGGAUGCCUUCGAACUUGAACAAUUCAACAUCAUGUUCAGGAAGUUCUCUCUGGAGAGACCUUUCCGGCCAUCGGUCACCUCUGUUGGCCACAUCAGGAACACCUGCCAUCAAGUCCAGCGCACCACGCUGAAUGGAGAGAACCUCAUCACUGAAGUCACCCUGCUAGGAGGGAAUGAGAGAGGAAGUUUCAUUCACUCUGUCAAGCCGGGAUCCCUGGCAGAAAAAGCGGGCCUCCGGGAGGGACACCAGCUGCUACUGCUGGAGGGCUGCAUCAAAGGCGAGAAACAGAGCGUUCCCUUGGAUACUUGCACAAAAGAGGAAGCGCACUGGACGAUCCAGAGAUGCAAUGGCCCUGUCACGCUGCACUAUAAAUCGAACCAUGAAGGUUAUAGGAAACUGUUGAAGGACAUAGAUGAGGGUCUGAUCACCUCAGGGGACUCAUUUUACAUCCGGCUGAACCUGAAUAUCUCCAGCCAGCUCGACUCCUGUUCCAUGUCAGUGAAAUGUGAUGAAGUCGUGCACGUCCGUGACACCAUGUACCAGGAGAAGUGCGAGUGGCUGUGUGCCCGGGUCGACCCAUUCAAUGACAGGGACCUGGACACGGGAACUAUCCCCAGCUACAGCAGAGCCCAGCAACUUCUCUUAGUGAAGCUGCAGCGGUUGAUGCACAGAGGCAGUCGGGAUGAAACAGAAAAUUCCCACCAUACUCUGCGAGCACUCCGGAACACUCUGCAACCUGAGGAGCCUCCACCAGUGAAUGAUCCCCGGGCUAGCCCCCGCCUAUCUCGAGCCAGUUUUCUUUUUGGACAAAUCCUGCAGUUUGUCAGCAGGUCUGAAAAUAAGUACAAACGGAUGAACAGCAACGAACGAGUCCGCAUCAUCUCCGGGGGCCACUCGGGGGGCUUGGUCCGAUCUUCCCUCGACGCAAUGAAGCUCCUGCCCGAAAGGCAAGAAGAUAUGGAACCCGAAAAUGAUCUCAGCAAAAGCCUCAACCUGAUCCCCUACAGUUUGGUGCAUUCAUUUUACUGUGAUCACCGACGCCCUGUCCUCUUUACUCCUACCAUGCUGGCCAAGCCCUUGGUUCAGAAGCUGCUCAAUUCAGGAGGGGCCAUGGAAUUCAACAUGUGCAAACCAGAUAUUGUAACGAAAGAGGAGUUCCUGAGAAAACAAAGGACUGAAACCAUCAUCUUCUCCAGGGAAAAGAAUCCAAACACCUACGAGUGCAUCGUUCCUGCUAAUGUUGAAGCUGUCGCUGCUAAGAAUAAGCACUGUCUGCUGGAAGCUGGAAUAAGCUGCACGAGGGAUUUGAUCAAAGCGAAGAUCUACCCCAUUGUUCUCUUCAUCCGGGUCUCAGAGAAAAACAUCAAAAGGUUUAGGAAAUUGCUCCCCAAGCCAGAGACAGAGGAAGAAUUCUUACGCCUCUGCCGUCAGAAGGAGAAAGAACUGGAGGCCCUCCCCUGCCUCUACGCCUCGGUAGAGGUUGACAUGUGGAGCAGCGUGGAGGAUCUCAUUCGGGUCAUCAAGGAGAAGAUCGGGGAGGAGCAGCGCAAAACCAUCUGGAUCGACGAAGACCAGCUGUAAAGAUACAGCAAACGGACUUGGACUUGGUGAUGGCGGCUGGACCCGGCCCAGCUGAGCUGGGGCGUGAGAGAGGCACCUUCUCGAGCAGCCCCGAGUGGUCUCCGGAGCUUGUCUGCAGGUGUGGAAUUCCUCUGCAGAUGACGCAGUCGGAGACAUGGGGAACAGUGAGGCCUGAAGGGAAUCAGGGGGCCCAAGAAGACCCAACUGGAAACCAGCCACACUCCUGCUCCAACGUAGUAUCUCUUCAGUAACAGCGUGUGUCAGGACACACCCAGGACAGAGGGCCCAGGCAGGAGGUGGAAGCGUUCCUGUGGCUUCACACUCCUGACGUUACUGGAGCAUCGCCGUCUUCAGGGGGAUGGAGCCCAGCCGAGGGACACAAAAUCUGUGGCUUUCCCGUUUACCUCCCAGACCAGAGUAGCAACUGAAUGUAAUUCACACAAGAGACUGUAGGAAUCGAUGUACAUGAGGGUUCUGAACAUGGUUAAGUAGAGCUGAAAGAAAGUUUACUGUGUUUGUUCUUUCCUUGCAUUAAUUAAA